This is a messenger RNA of Penicillium macrosclerotiorum, 894 nucleotides long. Its product is annotated as SNARE domain protein. NCBI's taxonomy places the organism in Eukaryota, Fungi, Ascomycota, Eurotiomycetes, Eurotiales, Aspergillaceae. The transcript has 5 exons. The record is from RefSeq and is a predicted model, not a curated record. Gene Ontology annotation, cellular component: membrane. The coding region runs from base 1 to 894 and encodes 297 amino acids. Gene Ontology annotation, biological process: vesicle-mediated transport.
AUGAACGGCUACGAAAGGGACCUAGAAUCUGGUCAAGAGCAAUAUGCUCUCCAGAACACAGGCGACAUGGCAAUAGUGCUCACUAAGCGACGCAAAAUUGACCAGGACUUGCGGCAGGUCGCAUUAAAGCAAGAGCAACUUCAAUCAUCCCAGCAAGCUCUCCUCGAUUCGACUACCGCAGCCGAAGACUAUCAAGCCGGGAUUCGCAUCGAUGCCGUCAAGGAAGAGAUAUCUGGUUGCUUCCAACGCAUUCGAGAGCAUGUCGCAAGUCUCAAACGAGACUCCGAUAUGUCCAAUCCACUUAUUCAGCAACAAAUCAAAUUCAUCAGUGAAAAUGUUCAGCGGCAAAUUCAGUUGUACUCUGCAACACAGCAAAACUUCGAAGGCAAGCUUAGGUCGCAAGUACGACGAAGAUAUGAGAUUGUCCACCAGGGCGCGACUCCGGAAGAAAUCACUGCAGGCAUGGAAGGAAUUAUCAACGGAGGGGAACAGGCAUUUGCAAUCCAAGGUAUGCGAAGUGCACAAGCCAUCGAAGCUCGAAAUGCUGUUUUGCAAAGAUCCGUGGCUAUCCGUAGAAUCGAGCAAGAUAUGAAGGCCCUAGCCGAAAUGUAUCAAGAUAUUGGAUCACUGGUUGAGCAACAAACAUACCCUGCUCAAGAAAUUCAAGACAAAGCAGAGGCAACCGCCAACUAUACCAAGGAUGCAAAUGAGCAAAUGAGUCGAGCGAUAAUCAGCUUGCGCAAUGCGAAUAAAUGGAAAUGGUGGAUUCUGCUUGUAGGCGUUCUUAUUGUGGCUGUUAUCGUGGGAGGAACCAAUCCCUUUCCACCCGAAAGCGUCUUUGGGGUAAUUUGCGGGGGCGGAUGGGCGCGGGGUGCGAAACCUAGGUUCACAUAG